AUGGGCGUGCGGGCCGCGCAUUGGCCCCGCGCGCUGUCAAUCAGCGCGUGGCUGCGUCAGGGCCGGGUGCGCGGCCCCGUUCCCUGCUGUGUGCGGGGCCGGCGCGGGGCCGGUGCGGGCGGGGCCGCGCCUCGCUCGUCCCUCGCUAAGAUGGCGGCGGCGGCGGCGGCGGCGGCCGUGGCGCGGCUCGAGGGCCGGGAGUUCGAGUACCUCAUGAAGAAGCGCUCGGUGACCAUCGGCCGCAACUCGUCGCAGGGCUCGGUGGACGUGAGCAUGGGCCACUCCAGCUUCAUCUCCCGCCGCCACCUCGAGAUCUUCACCGCCGCGCCCCCGCCGCCGCCGGCCGGCGCGGACGGGCCGCCGCCCCCGCCGCAGGGGGACCCGGCGGGCGGAGCGGGGGGCGACUUCUACCUGCGCUGCCUCGGCAAGAACGGCGUGUUCGUGGACGGCGUGUUCCAGCGGCGCGGGGCGCCGCCGCUGCAGCUGCCGCGAGUCUGUACUUUCAGGUUUCCCAGCACAAACAUCAAGAUAACAUUCACAGCUCUGUCCAAUGAAAAGAGAGAAAAACAGGAGGCCCCGGAGUCCCCAGUGAAGCCUGUGCAACCCCAGAUCUCUCCCUUAACAAUAAACAUUCCAGACAACAUGGCUCACCUGAUCAGCCCCCUCCCUUCUCCCACAGGAACUAUCAGUGCUGCGAAUUCCUGCCCAUCGAGCCCCCGCGGCGCAGGCUCUUCAGGGUACAAAAUGAGUCGUGGAAUAGCAUCUGACCUACAUUUGAUGGCUGACAAUUCACAGUCAGAAAACGACAAGGAAGCUUCAGGGGGAGACAGCCCAAAGGAUGACUCUAAGCCACCCUACUCCUAUGCACAGUUAAUAGUCCAAGCAAUUACAAUGGCCCCGGAUAAGCAGCUUACACUAAAUGGAAUUUAUACGCACAUAACUAAAAAUUAUCCCUACUACAGGACAGCAGACAAGGGCUGGCAGAAUUCAAUACGUCACAAUCUCUCUCUGAAUCGUUAUUUCAUCAAAGUACCACGUUCCCAGGAAGAACCAGGCAAAGGCUCAUUCUGGAGGAUAGACCCUGCCUCUGAAAGCAAAUUAAUAGAGCAGGCUUUUAGGAAAAGGCGGCCUAGGGGAGUACCUUGCUUUAGAACCCCUCUGGGACCACUCUCUUCUAGAAGUGCCCCAGCUUCUCCUAAUCACUCUGGAGUGUUGUCUGCACACUCCAGUGGCGUCCAGACCCCCGAGAGCCUGUCCAGGGAAGGAUCUCCUGUCCCCAUGGAGCCCGAGCCCAGCGCCAUCCAGCCAAAACUCGCCGUCAUCCAAGAAGCGCGAUUUGCACAGAGUGCCCCAGGAUCACCUCUCUCUAGCCAGCCAGUUUUAAUUACUGUACAACGGCAGCUACCACAAGCUAUCAAACCCGUCACCUACACUGUUGCAACUCCCGUGACAACAUCGACCUCCCAGCAGCCUGUAGUUCAGACAGUUCACGUUGUGCACCAGAUCCCAGCUGUGUCAGUCACCAACGUGACUGGAUUAGCACCAGCAAACACUUACACUGUCGCGGGACAGGCGGUGGUCACACAAGCUGCUAUGGUCACCCAGCCCAAGGUAGAACCUCAAGAGAAUGGAGACCACAAGGAAGUCAAAGUGAAAGUGGAGCCUCUCCCUGCUAUUAGCCAUGCUGCAAUAGGAGCUGCUGGUCGCAUCAUCCAGACAUCGCAGCCCACCCCCCUACAGACAGUCACCAUCGUGCAACAGGCGCCGCUGGGGCAGCACCAGCUGCCCAUCAAAGCUGUCACACAGAACGGAACGCACAUCGUGCCCCUGAGCGCCGCCGUGGCGGGGCAGGGCAGCGCGGCUGCUGCAAGUCCUUUGCAUAUGUUAGCAACCCACGCGUCCGCAUCGGCAUCGCUCCCCACCAAGCGCCAGAACGGAGACCAGUCGGAACAGCAGGAACUCAAACGUAUCAAAACAGAGGAUGGAGAGAGCAUAGUCAUAGCUGUGAACGUGGACACCCCACCCGUGGCAGUGAGUGACAAAGGCAGCCAGAACUAGAAACUUUAGGGGAGUUUUCCUUUUUUUUUUUUUUUUUUUUUUUUAAAAAAAAAAAAAAAACAACAAAAAGAAAAAAAAAACCACAAAAAACCAACAAAAACAAACUCCGUGGUGCCAAAAGGAGACACUUAAAUCUAACACCUAAAAUGUUGGAACAUGUUCUCACGCAGUGGGGAAAGGGGCCCUGUGAAUCAGACUUCAACUUUCAGCACUGAAACAAAACCCAACACAGGUGGCCUUAAAACUUGGUAAUUUCAAGUCAAACUGCAGAACCAUGUUGUUGUAGAGGCUGUGCCCCCGCCCCUCCUGCCCCACGGACUGUGUGUGCUGGGAGGGCUGCAGCUUUAACAGGAUCUGUCAGAUUUUUCCCAGGACUGAGGAUCUCAGUGUAACGGCAGCAUGAUAGCGCUUAGUGUGACUGGUUUAACCGAUUGUAAAUUCCUAAAGGGAACAGAGGCAGGAGCCAUUCCGACACCGUGGCAGCUAAGCCUUUCCGAACCACCCACCCAUGCAGUUGUUGAUAGAUAUGCAGUAUUUUGUUGUUCACAUGUGGAAUUAGAAAUUUUUGAGGUGUAUUUUCAUUUCUUUGCAAAACAAUGGGGUCUUUGACAUUUCAAAUCACUCCAUUUCUACUCCGGAAACUUUGGAAUCACACAACUACUUUUCAUGUGAAAUUUUGUUUGGUAAAAAACUGAAUGUAGGGUUUUUUUAACCAACGGAAUGAUUUACUUUUGUCUGUCCUGUUCAAGUUCAGAUACAGCUACUUUAUUACAUCUGCAAAUUUUCAUAUUUUAGCAGUUGCCUGAUAAAUUUAAUCAAAUUUUAUUACCAUGUGUAGUGAUCAAACGCUUCUUUGGGCUUGCAUGUAACUGAUUAGAAACUCUGAUGUAAAUGAGCCGUUAACUGACAUAAAGAACUGCUAUGGAUUUGACCAGAGCUGCACUUACCUGUUUCUCUCUCUGCUACCUUUUGCUGUUUGUUACUUUGUGUUGACUUUGACUGUCCCUGGCAUAUUUUUCCAGUCUAAAGUAAAACAAGAGUCUCGCUUAAUAUUGUGUAUGUUUAAGAUAACAGACUGUUCUUCAUUUAGAAAGAUAAAAUUCUUUAUCACGAGUCCUUUUAAAAAGAGUAAAAUUAUCUUGUCAGAGGUAUAUUCGAUAUUUUUAAGCUUAAGCACCCUUCAGUAGAAAUUAAUCUGCCCCGUUUCUCUGUAACACUUUGAUGUCAGACACUGACCUCGGGGUCUCCAUGACCAGUAGCUGUUGUGGUUUUCUAACAGUGGCUACCAGAUUAUGGUAAUAAUUUUUUUUUUUUUUUUUUAAGUGUGUGUUCUGCAGUUGAACAUUUUAAAAUGUAUCGGUAAUUUCUCACUUUAAUGUGGUAAUAGAUUCCACUUUACAUUUCAAAAUUCAAUUGAAACAAGGCUGCUGUUCAGUCUUCAACUCACACAACGUCUUAGUUCCUCCUGCAGCCAGGUGAGUGGGAGCCAGAGCGGGCUCCAUCGGAAUCUGGUUUUU
Molecule: messenger RNA, 3575 nt
Organism: Vidua macroura (Pin-tailed whydah)
Lineage: Eukaryota; Metazoa; Chordata; Aves; Passeriformes; Viduidae
Gene: FOXK2
Product: forkhead box K2
Exons: 9
Coding region: 1-2058 (685 amino acids)
Biological process (GO): regulation of transcription by RNA polymerase II
Molecular function (GO): RNA polymerase II cis-regulatory region sequence-specific DNA binding; protein binding; DNA-binding transcription factor activity, RNA polymerase II-specific
Source: RefSeq, a predicted model, not a curated record